AUGCUCAGGGGUAUCAGCCGGUGUGCUAGACCACAAAGCGUGCUGCAGCGAACCGCCCAGCGGUUGCGUGCUGGCCCCGUGUUUCGCGGAUUCGCCAGCAGCGGCAACAACAACAACGACAACUUUUUGUCCACCACCAACGCUACCUACAUCGACGAAAUGUUCCAGGCGUGGAAACAGGACCCUAGCUCGGUCCAUGUGUCGUGGAACGCAUAUUUCAAAAACAUGGGCAACACCCAAAUGCCAGCGUCGUCGGCGUUUGUGGCUCCGCCCACCCUAGUGUCCCACCACACCGGAGGCCAUAUUCCUCACGAUAUGGCCAUGGGGGUUGCUGGGUCUUCGGCCAGCGGUGUAGACCAGGACGUGAUGACCCACUUGAAAGUCCAGCUUCUGUGUCGUGCGUACCAGGUGCGUGGUCAUCAAAAGGCCCACAUCGAUCCGCUCCAGAUCUCGUUUGGCGAUGACAAGUCGAAACCGCUCCCCAGAGAGCUCACGCUCGACCACUAUGGAUUCACAGAACGCGACCUCGACCGCGAGAUCUCAUUGGGUCCCGGUAUUUUGCCCCGUUUCGCUCGUGAGGGCCGCAAAACCAUGCCUCUACGUGAUAUCAUCAACGCACUAGAAAAAUUGUACUGCUCCUCAUACGGUAUUGAAUACAUCCACAUUCCAUCCAGAAACCAGUGUGACUGGCUAAGAGAACGCAUCGAAAUUCCUCAACCCUACCGCUACAGCAUCGACGAAAAAAGACAAAUCUUGGAUCGUUUGACCUGGGCUACUUCUUUCGAAAGUUUCCUGUCCACAAAGUUUCCUAACGACAAGAGGUUCGGUCUUGAAGGGUUGGAAGGUAUCGUUCCCGGUAUCAAGACCCUCAUUGACAAGUCUGUUGAGAGGGGCGUCGAAGACGUUGUGCUCGGUAUGGCGCAUCGUGGUAGACUUAACGUACUAUCGAAUGUGGUGCGUAAACCUAACGAGUCCAUUUUCUCCGAAUUUCAGGGCUCUGCAGCUCCAGAAGAAUACGAAGGAUCUGGUGACGUCAAGUAUCAUUUGGGUAUGAACUACCAACGACCCACCACGUCCGGCAAAUACGUGAACUUAUCGCUAGUCGCUAAUCCAUCUCACUUGGAAGCUCAAGACCCAGUUGUUUUGGGUAGAACUAGAGCUAUCCAAUUUGCUAAAAACGAUCUGGAUAAGUACCAGAAGGCUAUGGGUGUUUUGCUUCACGGUGACGCUGCUUUUGCCGCUCAGGGUGUCAUCUACGAAACUAUGGGGUUCAGCCACUUGCCCGAAUACUCCACCGGUGGUACCAUUCACAUUAUCACCAAUAACCAAAUUGGGUUUACUACGGAUCCAAGAUUUGCCAGAUCCACUCCUUACCCAUCGGAUAUUGCCAAGGCCAUCGACGCACCUAUUUUCCACGUUAAUGCUAACGAUGUCGAAGCCCUUACAUUCAUUUUCGAUUUGGCCGCUGAAUGGAGAGCUACUUUCCACACCGAUGCCAUUAUCGAUGUUGUCGGCUGGAGAAAGCAUGGUCAUAAUGAAACUGAUCAACCUUCCUUCACUCAGCCUCUCAUGUACCAGAAGAUCAGCAAACAAAAAUCUGUCAUCGAUGUUUACACCGAAAAAUUGAUUUCGGAAGGUUCUUUCACUAAGCAAGAUAUUGAUGAGCACAAAAAAUGGGUUUGGGGUCUAUUUCAAGAAGCCUUCGAUAAGUCAAAGGAAUAUAAGCCAACAUCGCGUGAAUGGUUAACAGCUGACUGGGCAGACUUCAAGUCUCCUAAAGAACUUGCUUUGGAAAUCCUACCCCAUGAGCCAACUGCCUUGAAGGCAUCUGAGCUAAAGAGUAUUGGGAAGACCAUUUCCUCUUGGCCCGAAGAUUUCGAAGUUCACAAGAAUUUGAAGAGAAUCUUGAACAACAGAGGCAAAACUGUUGAGACUGGUGAGGGAAUUGACUGGUCCACUGGUGAAGCCCUUGCCCUUGGUUCUUUAGCUUUAGAAGGCUACCAUGUGAGAGUGUCCGGUGAAGAUGUUGAAAGAGGUACUUUCUCGCAACGUCAUGCAGUUUUGCACGAUCAGAAUUCUGAAAGAACCUACACUCCUUUGCAGCAUCUAAGUGACCAACAGGCCAAUUUCACCAUCUGUAAUUCGUCUUUGUCGGAAUACGGAUGUAUGGGAUUUGAGUACGGUUACUCUUUGACAUCCCCCGAUUUCCUUGUGAUGUGGGAAGCUCAGUUUGGUGAUUUUGCUAACACGGCUCAAGUCAUCAUCGACCAAUUUUUGGCUGGUGGUGAGGCCAAGUGGAAGCAACGUUCCGGUCUAAUUCUGUCGCUACCCCACGGUUACGAUGGUCAAGGUCCAGAACACUCUUCUGGUAGAUUGGAAAGGUUUUUGCAAAUGGCCAACGAGGACCCUAGAUAUUUCCCAUCUGAGGAAAAAUUGCAAAGACAACAUCAAGACUGCAAUUACCAAGUUGUAUAUCCAACCACUCCCGGUAAUUUGUUCCAUAUCUUGAGAAGACAACAACACCGUCAAUUCCGCAAACCUCUAAUAUUGUUCUUCUCGAAACAGUUGCUACGUCAUCCUUUGGCCAGAUCCAGUUUGUCGGAGUUCACUGAUGGUGGAUUCCAAUGGAUCAUCGAAGAUGUUGAACACGGAAAGGCUAUUGGCUCCAAGGAAGAGACCAAGCGCUUGGUGAUUUGCUCCGGUCAAGUCUACACUGCGCUACACAAGAAGCGUGAGUCGUUGGAAGACAAGACAACCGCCUUUUUGAAGAUUGAACAAAUGCAUCCAUUCCCAUUUGCCCAAUUGCGCGACUCGCUCAACUCUUACCCUAACUUGGAAGACAUUGUGUACUGCCAGGAAGAACCUUUGAACAUGGGAUGCUGGUCCUAUGCGUCUCCAAGAUUUGAGACUGUGUUGGCCGAGACCGACAGCUACAAGGACAGAAAGGUGAGAUACGCUGGUCGCAACCCAAGCGGGCCUGUAGCUGCAGGCUCCAAGGGUUUGCACAAUGCUGAAGAACAAGCGUUUUUAGCCGACGUCUUUGGACAAUAG
Molecule: messenger RNA, 3051 nt
Organism: Lachancea lanzarotensis
Lineage: Eukaryota; Fungi; Ascomycota; Saccharomycetes; Saccharomycetales; Saccharomycetaceae
Gene: KGD1
Product: LALA0S04e08768g1_1
Exons: 1
Coding region: 1-3051 (1016 amino acids)
Biological process (GO): tricarboxylic acid cycle
Cellular component (GO): oxoglutarate dehydrogenase complex; mitochondrion
Molecular function (GO): thiamine pyrophosphate binding; oxoglutarate dehydrogenase (succinyl-transferring) activity
Source: RefSeq, a predicted model, not a curated record